CUCAUUACAGUCAUUAUUUCGAAAUUGCGGAAGAAACAUUCAAAAACUUUAAUGGAAUUGUCAUAGCAGUAUGAGAGUUAAUUACUUACAAUAUCAGUACUGGUGAUCUGGAAUGCUCGUAUUGGGAACUUAAGUGUAUAACUUCAUUGGGUGGGUGGAUCCUUGGAGAUUUUAUGUGCCAAACAUUUGGUUUCCUGAAUCUUAUUCUAACCUCUGGUAAUAUAUGGGUCAUGGCGAUAGUAUCCAUUGAAAGAUACCACAGAUUCCUGGCUGUACUUGACCAUCCAUCAACAUUUUCUCCAAGAAACGUUAAUAUAAUAAUAUGUGGCAUUUACAUUCUGGUUGUACUGUUGUCCUCUGGACCACUCUAUGGACUUGGUGAAUAUUCCUAUUUCAGAGGCCAUAUCAAUCUUACAGUGACAAUUAACAUGUAUUCUAACAAUCAAACAACUGUUGCAUCAAAUUUUGACAUGACAUCAUACUAUCUUGCAACAUUCCAAAAGUCUGUGAUGCAAGGAAAAGAACAUGAUCCAAAAACAUUAAUAUCAAACCAUUUUCUCUCUGACAUGGGAGUUUCCGCCCGUGUAAUAGUAUCAUCAGUCAUCAGUAUUAUUGUUAGGGCAUAUAACAUUGAGAGCAUUCAAGCAUUUUGGACAAAUUAUAAUGAUGGAUCAGUGAAGCAAUUGCUGCGUUCAUUGUUAUGGAAACCAUACUUAGGUCAAUCGAUAGGUGCCACAAGUAUGGAAAUUACCACGCAUGCGGACGAAAAUCAAUAUUAUCUGUAUACCAAUGUGUAUCUUGAAUCUCAAGAAAUAGGAAUGUGUAGUGUUGAUUUUACUUCAUAUAACAGUCAUGCCAUCAUAUGGUCUGGGUACCAGUUAGUGAUUUCAACAUUUAUUCCAUACGUCAUUAUUUUUGUAUGUUACGUGACAGUUUAUGCGAAAAACCCACGUUCUGCAAUGGUUCUUGAUAAAAACGUCAACGAAGACGAUAUUUUUGUUCUGAACUGGUUUAGUUCAGCAUCUAUUUUGUGUCUUGUAGUAACGUUCAUUUACUAUUUAGUAAUUCUUAUUAAUGCAAAUGGAAUAUUCGUUUCAUCAGAUGCUUUAUUUGCAAUAAGUUUUAUCUUUUAUGGGAAUGGACUAUUUUGUUUAAUAAGUCUAUUCAUAACGAACAGAUGUCAGUGUCACAGAAUACAGACAAAAUGUAGACUUCUUUGUUAUUGUUCUGAUGAAGGAUCUGCUUAUGAAUUAUCAGAUUUAUCUCUCAGAAACGAAACAAUGGAAAUACUGUCACAGAGUUCUGCGAGGCAUCCAAGCUAUGUUUAGAUUAUCAUAUGAUUACACCAUAAACAUCGAACUUAUCUUCUUUUCUUUUCAAAUAACAUUCUGCCUUCAUAUUUAAA
This is a messenger RNA of Mytilus trossulus (common blue mussel), 1405 nucleotides long. RefSeq lists its product as uncharacterized. The coding region runs from base 174 to 1328 and encodes 384 amino acids. Lineage: Eukaryota; Metazoa; Mollusca; Bivalvia; Mytilida; Mytilidae. The transcript has 5 exons. The record is from RefSeq and is a predicted model, not a curated record.